Molecule: messenger RNA, 1644 nt
Organism: Rosa chinensis
Lineage: Eukaryota; Viridiplantae; Streptophyta; Magnoliopsida; Rosales; Rosaceae
Product: zinc finger BED domain-containing protein RICESLEEPER 2-like
Exons: 3
Coding region: 1-1644 (547 amino acids)
Molecular function (GO): DNA binding
Source: RefSeq, a predicted model, not a curated record
AUGGCUAGAGCAAAGAAGGUAGCUGCUCGGCCUCAUCCAACAGCUUCGGGGCUUGAAGACUCUUCAACCGCAACUUCACCUUCUGCUCCUCGGGAAAUUGAACUCUUCCUCCAGCAAGUUCAACCCAGCAAGCUCUUACGGGUUCAAACCAGCAAGUUCCUACUCCUGCAAGAGUAUGAUAAGGUUGUCAAGGGAAAAGAUGCUGAAGGGAAUGAUGUAGAUAUUGUAUUAUCCCCAAAUGUUAGUAAGAGUCAGAGGGUUCUUGUGGGAGAUAAAUCUCUAGGAAACAAACUUACUGCAGUAGCUUAUGAUCAAGAUGACUAUGUCGAUGCGACAGUCGAAAUGAUUGUCAUGGAUGAGUUGCCUUUUAGCUUUGUUGAGAAAAAAGGUUUUAACCGGUUUUGUGGUAGAGUGUGCCCUUUGUUUAAAGUACCCUCUCGUAGGAAACUAGUUAGAAGGUUCCUAUGCAUAUAUGAUGCACACAAAAAAGAACUAUCCAAAAUUAUGAAGGAGUAUAGAGUGUGUCUCACAACGGACACUUGGACUAGUGUCCAAAACAUCAAUUAUAUGGUGCUGACUGCCCAUUUUAUUGAUGUUGAUUGGAAGAUGCACAAGAGGGUUAUAAAUUUUUGUGUUAUCCAAAACCAUCAAGGGGCAACCAUAGGUAGACUUAUAGAGUCUUGUUUGCCGCAGUGGGAGAUUGAGAAGGUGUUGACCAUAACUGUUGAUAAUGCAUCUACAAAUAAGUCGGCUUUAGAGUGGCUUAGAUCAAAGAUGAAUAAGUGUUCAUCUUACAAAACAGUUUUAGGUGGUAAAUACAUGCAUGUGAGGUGCACAGCUCACAUAACCAAUUUGAUAGUGGGACAUGGCUUGAAGAGGCUGCAAAAGAGUGUUUUAGCCAUUAGGAAUGCUGUCAAGUAUGUUAGGUCUUCACCUAAUAGACUAGACAGCUUUAGGAAAGCUGUCGAGAAAGAAAAGCUUCCUCUUACAGGGCUGGUUUGUUUAGAUGUCCCAACUAGGUGGAAUUCAACUUAUCUAAUGUUGGAGGCAGCCUUGAAGUUUAAGAAGGCUUUUGCAAGGAUGGAGGAAGAUGAUGAUGAGCUUUAUCUAGGUUAUUUCAAGGAACCAGAGGAGGAAUAUGAUGAGGAAGGCAAUGUCGUUCCUAGUAAGAACAAAAGAAACAGAGUUGGGCCUCCGGAGGAACCAGAUUGGGACAAGGCUGAGAUUUUUGUUGAUUUGCUUAGAGUAUUUUAUGAUGUGACCCUUAGAGUUAGUGCAAGCUUGCAUCCAACUGUGAAUACAACAUUCCAUGAUGUUGUUACCAUGGAGAGAAACAUAGAAAACCUCUUCAUUGCACCCGAGAUGGCAACUGGUUCCGACACUGAAAAUGUAUUAACUGAUAUGGCUGCAAAUAUGAGAAGCAAAUUCUUGAAGUACUAUGGUGGCUUUACAGACCUGAACCACUUGGUUAUUGUUGGACUUGUGCUAGAUGCAAGAUUCAAGCUUAGGAAUUAUACACAUUUUUUGAAGGAAGAGGGUAUGGAAGAUGUCGAUGUGCAAAGUAGAACUAAUGAGAUUAGAUCUUUGUUAAUGGCGCUAUAUGAUGAGGUACAACUCUUUUUAUUUCAGUUUUUUGAAUAUUAG